Molecule: messenger RNA, 7235 nt
Organism: Lymnaea stagnalis (great pond snail)
Lineage: Eukaryota; Metazoa; Mollusca; Gastropoda; Lymnaeidae
Source: the annotation of a GenBank genome assembly
UUCACAGCUAUAAAAUGCAACAAUGAUCCGGAAGUGGCCAGGUUUUUGGCAGACGCUGGUAUCGGCUUUGACUGUGCCAGUAAAGUAAGUCAGGACACUAAGACUUGUCUUUUAAAAUUUGAGUUAUCCAUGCAUGGAUAUCAGCGCCGUGUUUCUGUAACCUGUUAUUGCGCGUGACCCAGUUUAAAAUGGAUUUACACAAAACUGCUCUUUCAUUCACAUUUUUUUUCUUUUUCUUGCCUCCCACGCAAUAUGCCUUGGCCCCCCGGGGGGCCAUGUAUCCCAGGUUGAGAACCACAGUAUUGGAAAAUAUGAGCCGUGGCAAAGUGUUUAAUCCUCAAUAGAAGGCAACAACUGUGUCACGUGAUAAGCGCUGAGCACCAGGGACUAAAAUGCCAGCAGUGCUCAACUUGUACCUGGUACUAAAUUGCUAGUAUUGGCAACGUCAGUGGCAAUGAAAAAAAAAUGACUUUCUUGCGAAAACCGGGGCUGCCCUGCCUCGGCCAGAUGUACCAGUAGCUUACUUGGGAAUCAAAAACUGGCUGGCAGACCAUUUCAAAACGAAAUAAUACAGGCAAUGGGCAGACAACGCGACCGCCAGAGGUGUCUUCGUUAACUUGCGCACUGCUAGCAGACAAGAUGCGCACGGAGCACUGCCUCAUGGGCACACACUUCUGGAGGCUAGAUAACAACAGGGACCCUACCUGCCGCAUUGCAUCCUGGUCCCGGAAACACUAGCGCACCUGUUGACCGAAUGUCCCUCAAUAGAUGUUCCGGGGGAAGCCAGAGCGGUGGGAGAGCCCUACAUGGGGAAAAUGUUGUAUUGUCCAGCUCAGAAGAUGGAGCUUGUAGCCAAUGUACUAGCUGGGGUCUUAAGAGGGUGAUCUGAAACCAUCACUAGAAUAUAUGUGUUAGAUAGUACCUGGUACAAGGUGACCGAUGGGAGAAUUUUAGUAUGAUGGAGCCAGAGAUGCGAGCCAAGCGAACGUUUUGUGGCACCAAGGGUUCUGCACGAUGCUUCAAUGUGUUAGGAAUGCGUUGUCUAUGACGAAAGUCAAAUUCCCUUGCUGGUUGAUCAUUAGUCCCUCUCCGGUCAUUAGUCCCCUCCGGUUCAUUAGUCCCCUCCGGUCAUUAGUCCCCCUCCGGUUCAUUAGUCCCCCUCCGGGUACCUUUUCAGAACUUCGGAAGUUCGUAAUAAAAUACAGUAUUUUAAUUGGUGCCAUGCCCUUUCCCUUAUGUGUCGUUUAAAUUUAAGAGACGUAUCGAUAAGUUUUCAUAAUACUUCCAAUUGUUGUAUCUAAUCCCAACAGAGAGAGAUUGCCCAGGUGCUGGACCUUGGUGUGGAACCAUCUCGCAUUGUGUUCGCCCACCCCUGCAAGCAGAGCUCUCAUGUCCAGUACGCUGCUCAGAACAAUGUUGACCUCAUGACCUUUGAUGACCUCCAUGAGCUUGUGAAGAUUAAAAAAUAUUAUCCACGUGCCAGGUAGGACGCAGUCUUUUCAAAGAUACAGUUGAUACAAAAAAAAUUUACCGGGAUUUCUAAACUAUUCAAGCGCUGAUUCCUUGUCAUAGCACUGAUUCAUUGUCAUAGCACUCAUUCAUUGUCAUAGCACUCAUUCAUUGUCAUAGCACUCAUUCAUUGUCAUAGCACUGAUUCAUUGUCAUAGCACUCAUUCAUUGUCAUAGCACUGAUUCAUUGUCAUAGCACUGAUGCAUUGUCAUAGCACUCAUUCAUUGCCAUAGCACUCAUUCAUUGUCAUAGCACUCAUUCAUUGUCAUAGCACUCAUUCAUUGUCAUAGCACUGAUUCAUUGUCAUAGCACUCAUUCAUUGUCAUAGCACUGAUUCAUUGUCAUAGCACUGAUGCAUUGUCAUAGCACUCAUUCAUUGCCAUAGCACUGAUUCAUUGUCAUAUCACUCAUUCAUUGCCAUAGCACUCAUUCAUUGCCAUAGCACUCAUUCAAUGUCAUAGCACUCAUUCAUUGCCAUAGCACUCAUUCAUUGUCAUAACACUGAUUCAUUGUCAUAGCACUGAUUCAUUGUCAUAGCACUCAUUCAUUGUCAUAGCACUGAUUCAUUGUCAUAGCACAGAUUGAUUGUGAUGAACUUUACGGUUAACAAAAUAGAGAUUUAAAACUGUAUGACCCUUAAUAAAUUAUGUGUCUUCUUUGUUCAAGUUCUAUCAUUGGAACCUGUAUGAAAUUUAAAGCCUCAUUUACCUCCUUUCCUCAUCCCUAUGACCAGUGGCGUGACUAUGAAGUUACUAAGGGGGCACGGCCCCGUUGGUUUUGGUUUUUCGUUGUUGUUUUUUUGUUGUUGUUUUUUUUUGUUUUUUGUUUUGGGUGUGGGGGGUGGUAUGUAACCUUUUAUAAAUGGUGUGUGUUUUUGUGAGUGUGUUAGGUGCGCUUUUUUUAUGAGUUCUCCCCGAACGGCAUCUAGUCAAGGUACGCCACUGUCUGUGACAUCCACACCUUAUCCACUCCGUGUGUCCUCAGGCUCCUGCUCCGGAUAAAGUCCAGUAGAGAACACAAGGCCAAGCACAGUUUCAACACAAAGUUUGGCUGUGACCCGGAAGCAGCCCUGCAGCUGUUCAAACAUGCGCAGAACAUUGGGCUCAGUGUUGUAGGAAUAAGGUGAGUCUGGGCUUCCGCUGUGCUCCACGCUACACGUGUUCCUAGGUUAUGACGUGUGCUUGGUGCGUGUGUAGACGUUCAGGCGUAUCAGAGGUCGAGCAGGAGAAGGUAAGCCUGGGUCCUCUGGUGUCAGGAGAGGGGCGCCACCUACUGACAUGUCAGUGUUACCUUCUUUUUCUUCUUCUUCUUCGUCUAUAUAUAAAGGGCCCACGAUCAAUUUAUUGAUCAUUUUGGCUCCUAUGCAUGUAGAGGGGAUUUGCAAUGUUUCUGUGCCUGGUGCUGAUGAGGAUAUUUCAAUGAUUACUAGUGCUACUUUGUGAAGGAAUCAUCCAAUGGGGGUUGGAAGGCUUGAGGCAAUAGACGCAAAUGUGUCUAGAGUUGUCGCCUCAACUGUUUCUUUUAAAAGCUUGUUCCAGCCCCCGAUUGUCUUGGGCAGGAAUGAACAAUUCCUAUACUGGCUUCUUGCUGGUAUGAGCCGGAAUUGCCUGUCAUGGCCUCGUCGUGUGUAUUCUGCCAUCAUGACAAUUGGGGCUGUUCUUAAAGUAGGUCCCACUAAUUUUAACAUUCUGUUGCACCUCCCCACUGUCACAAUCUGACAGAAAACUUGGAUCCCACCCCCAAAGUACGUUACACUUCAAAGAUAAAAUAAAAAUAUUUUUUAAAUGAACAACUAACUAAAAUUCAAUCUAAAACACACUUCAGUAUUUAAAUUACACACACCUAAUUGGUAUAUUUUUCUCCAGAAUACACGCGGGACAACUGAAAGUUUAGCAUCACUGUCCAUUUCAGCUUGUAUAUGCAUGAUAAAAAAAUAUAUAAAUGUAUGACGUCAUGUAUGAUGUAGACCUCCCUCCUCCCACCAUGUCUCACAAACUGUCAGACAUUCUUAGACCCACCACCACCCCCUCAACCUCACGUCGCGAUACUUACUUUAUGAUCGUCACCUGUUUAGAAUGUGUCUUCAACCUGGAAUUUUCCUGAAAGAUGGUUGUUGUUUCUUUUUUAAAUAUUGCUUUUAAUACAAAAAUGUUGAGAACCCCUGUGGAUGUAUUUCAGGGUAUCAGACUUGAACGCCUUGUCUCUUCAUGUCUCUAGUUUUCACGUGGGCAGUCUCCCCGAGGUCGUUUCCAGUUUCGCCGCCAGCAUCGCCGAGGCAAGUCGAGUGUUUAAGGUCGGAGAGGAUAUGGGUUUGAGCAUGUCGGUAUUGGAUAUCGGAGGGGGAUUUCCUGGCGUUGAUUCGGACAACAUGACAUUCGAAAAGGUAUGUUUCUGUAUUUUUUUAUUUUUAAAAAUGUAAUUUAAAUGACGUCAUUGCUAUGUUUGACAUUAAUUAUUCAAAGACAUAUUUGAGACGCGGCAUCCAACAUUCAAAUUGUUGUACUGUAUCCAACAUCCAAGACACAAAGACAUAUUUGUGGCGAGUUAUCCAGCACCCAUUUGUUGCACAGUAUCCAACAUCCAAGACACAAAGACAUAUUUGUGGCGAGUUAUCCAGCACCCAUUUGUUACACAGUAUCCAACAUCCAAGACACAAAGACAUAUUUGUGGCGAGUUAUCCAGCACCCAUUUGUUGCACAGUAUCCAACAUCCAAGACACAAAGACAUAUUUGUGGCGAGUUAUCCAGCACCCAUUUGUUACACAGUAUCCAACAUCCAAGACACAAAGACAUAUUUGUGGCGAGUUAUCCAGCACCCAUUUGUUGCACAGUAUCCAACAUCCAAGACACAAAGACAUAUUUGUGGCGAGUUAUCCAGCACCCAUUUGUUGCACAGUAUCCAACAUCAAAGACACAAAGACAUAUUUGUGGCGAGGUAUCCAGCACCCAUUUGUUACACAGUAUCCAACAUCCAAGACACAAACACACAGCCAUCUAUCCUAACUCUCGCCCGUCUUAUUUCAGGUCGCUGAUGUCGUGAACUGCGCCCUAGAUGAACAUUUCCCCGUGUCCAGGAAUGUGAGAAUCAUCGCUGAGCCAGGUCGUUACAUGGUGACCUCAGGGUUCACGUUGACCGUCAGCAUCAUCGCAAAGAAAACGGUUGAACGGCGGGUCACCGAUACAGGUAAUCAUUACCAGCCCCCCCCCCACCCCCCAGGUCUCCACGCACGUCCUUCAUGGACGAUACCAAACUUAAUUUUUAGAUUCGUAAACUUUUUUUUUUUUAUGGUUUCUACUUCGACUUUUCACGUAGGUCUGAACUGAAAUGCCAGCGUCACAGCGGUCAUGACAAAAGCCAUUAGAAAUGUUAUGGUCAUGAUGAACUGAAAUGUCAGCGUCACAGCGGUCAUGACAAAAGCCAUUAGAAAUGUUAUGGUCAUGAUGAACUGAAAUGUCAGCGUCACAGCGGUCAUGACAAAAGCCAUUAGAAAUGUUAUGGUCAUGAUGAACUGAAAUGUCAGCGUCACAGCGGUCAUGACAAAAGCCAUUAGAAAUGUUAUGGUCAUGAUGAACUGAAAUGUCAGCGUCACAGCGGUCAUGACAAAAGCCAUUAGAAAUGUUAUGGUCAUGAUGAACUGAAAUGUCAGCGUCACAGCGGUCAUGACAAAAGCCAUUAGAAAUGUUAUGGUCAUGAUGAACUGAAAUGUCAGCGUCACAGCGGUCAUGACAAAAGCCAUUAGAAAUGUUAUGGUCAUGAUGAACUGAAAUGUCAGCGUCACAGCGGUCAUGACAAAAGCCAUUAGAAAUGUUAUGGUCAUGAUGAACUGAAAUGUCAGCGUCACAGCGGUCAUGACAAAAGCCAUUAGAAAUGUUAUGGUCAUGAUGAACUGAAAUGUCAGCGUCACAGCGGUCAUGACAAAAGCCAUUAGAAAUGUUAUGGUCAUGAUGAACUGAAAUGUCAGCGUCACAGCGGUCAUGACAAAAGCCAUUAGAAAUGUUAUGGUCAUGAUGAACUGAAAUGUCAGCGUCACAGCGGUCAUGACAAAAGCCAUUAGAAAUGUUAUGGUCAUGAUGAACUUCGAUAUUUGCAUGUAAAAGUUUUUUUUACCCAAAUCUUUUGCACGAUGUACCCAUUACUUUCUAGUCAUGUCUGGUCACGUCCGGUCAUGUCUGGUCACGUCCGGUCAUGUCUGGUCACGUCCGGUCAUGUCUGGUCACGUCCGGUCAUGUCUGGUCACGUCCGGUCAUGUCUGGUCAUACCUAGUUGCGUCUUAUAGCGUCUAGUGACGUCUGGUCAUGACUGGUCACUUCUGGUAACUUCUGGUUAGUCUGUUCACGUCUGGUCACUUCUGGUCACGUCUGGUCACGUCUGGUCACUUUUGGUCACGUCUGGUCAGUCUGAUCACGUCUGGUCACUUCUGGUCACGUCUGGUCACUUCUGGUCAUUUAUGGUCACGUCUGGUCACUUCUGGUCAUGCUACGGACUUGAAAUUCACAAAAUGUCCAGCAUACGCGCCUGCCAUAAGACAAGCUCAUCCCUCCUCCUUCGUCCCUCCUCCUUCAUCCCUCCUCCCUCGUCCAUUCUUCCUCAUGUCUUCUCCAGUCUUACACAUGUCUUCCAACCAUUUUGAUUCCCAAUUAGUUCGCAAAGUCGACACUCUACUCCUGUACCCAGACGCAAAAGAAAAAAAAAACGUUAAAAAUCAAACAAUGUUGAUUUCGUUAUUUUGGAUGAUUUGGUUUAAAAUUAUUUUAAUUGAUUAAUGGUCGAUAACCCUCCAUUUCAUAUGUUUCUUACAGAACGCAGUCAUUAACAUACAUAGAUCAGAAGUGUUUAUUUUAACCACAACACUUUGUGCAUUUUUUAAAAGUGUUCUUCAACCUUUGUAGACAUUCACACAGUGUAAUGUCCAUUCUACACAAUAAAUUGGACCAGGGGGUGUUGUGGGUCUUUUCCCGGCUAACCAACGCUCCCACGGAAAGUAGCACUUUUCCCGGCUAACCAACGCUCCCACGGAAAGUAGCACUUUUCCCGGCUAACCAACGCUCCCACGGAAAGUAGCACUAAGGAAAUGGGUGCAACGAAAAGAAAAUAAUCACUUCAUAAUAAUUAUUAUUUACCUCAUUCUAGCAGUUCUUAACCGUGUGUGUGUGAGAAAGAUUGAGAGAGAGGGAGAGAGAGAGAGAGAGAGAUAGAGAGAAUGAGAGAGGAAUAAAGAGAGAGAGAGAAAGAGAGUUUGUGGUGUGUUUUGUGCAAAUUUUAGCAUUUCAGUUUGGCCCGCGGUGCCCUUUCCUGAAGUAAUAAUAAAAUUAUAUUCUUUUUUGGAUACAUUAAGUCCUUUUUUAAAAAAGUUUUCAUGCCCACCUGUCCGAAGAAUUAAUAUAUAUAUAUAUAUGAUGUGGCCCUCUCUUGGGUUAUUAUUGUUAACGUGGAGUAACUCUGCUUUUAUGCACCGUGGAUCUACCAUCCUAAUUUAAUCUAGUUACCUCUUCCCACUCAUGCAGGAACCUUUGACAUUGGUAUCCCGUAUGGCGUCACUCAUGCAGGAACGUGUGACAUUGGUUGCCCGUAUGGUGUGAGACAUGUAUCUGGUCACAGUCUGAAGGAUGAGAUAACGGUGGCGGAAGAUGUUGACUGUGAGAACCGCUCUGAACGCCUGAUGUAUUACGUCAAUGAUGGCAUCUUCGGGUCAUUCAACAACGUCUUUACUGACCACGCCGUCAUA